AUGGUUGCGGGGAUGCGUUUCCCCAUAUUAGCCUCAUGCUACUUCCCCGCGACGGGCGACGACACCAUCGCCGGCGGCAUCUACUGCAUCGCGCUGACUGACCUGGCCACGUACCUGUCCAAGACGGGAAACAACCCCGGCGCCACGGGCACCGAGUCGCCCCGGGGCGGCGGCGCAUCAGCCUCUCCAGGAACCGGCCCCUACCCAGCCCAAGCCUUCACCGACCCGUCGCUCCCCAACCACACUGUCUUCGCGCCCAAGACCCCUCCCCCGGCCGACGUCUCCCUGCCCGCCGUCGCGUGGGGCAACGGCGGGUGCGGCACCGACCCGUCGACGCACGCCAGCUUCCUCGUCGAGAUCGCCAGCCACGGGUACGUGAUCGCCGCCGACGGUGUCGCGGGCGGCAAGACGGGCGCCUCGCAGUCCAUGGUCAAGGACAUGAAGGCGUCGCUGGACUGGUUCGCCCAGGGCAGCGGUGCGGCAAAGUACGGAAACGUCAACGCCUCGGCGCUCACAGCCAUGGGCCACAGCUGCGGCGGGCUCGAGUCCAUGUCAAGCGCGUACCACGACGACCGCGUCAAGCGCGUCGUGCUGUUCAACAUCGCCAUCUUCCAGGACCAGAAGCGGUACCUGCUGCAGGAGAUCAAGAUCCCUGUGGCGUGGUUUAUGGGUGGGCCAAAGGAUAUGGGGUACCCGAAUGCCGAGAAGGACUACAAACUCCUCCCUGCAGGCCUGCCGGCAUACAAGGCCAGCUUGGACACCGGCCACGGAAGCACCUUUGCUGCCGCCAACGGCGGCAAGGCGGCCAAGGCGGCUGUGGCGUAUCUGGACUGGCAGUAUCGAAGCGACGACAAGGCAAAGGCGAGGCUCUUGGAUCCAAAGUCGCCGGGGAGCCUGGUGUCGGAGAACUGGACUGUUGAGUACAAGAACUGGCCGUGA
This is a messenger RNA of Lasiosphaeria miniovina, 939 nucleotides long. RefSeq lists its product as uncharacterized. The transcript has 3 exons. The record is from RefSeq and is a predicted model, not a curated record. Bases 1 to 939 code for a protein of 312 amino acids. NCBI's taxonomy places the organism in Eukaryota, Fungi, Ascomycota, Sordariomycetes, Sordariales, Lasiosphaeriaceae.